Funneliformis mosseae is the source of this 1527-nucleotide messenger RNA. NCBI's taxonomy places the organism in Eukaryota, Fungi, Glomeromycota, Glomeromycetes, Glomerales, Glomeraceae. The record is from the annotation of a GenBank genome assembly.
AUGAAGCAGAUUUGGGAACUUCUUACAUAUUUUAGAGAAAAUGAUUUCUUAGCUUAUAAUAGUAAAAAAUAUCUUAAAGCUAGGAAGUUAAAAAGUUAUUGGAGUGAUUUUAAUGGAUUUUAUACAAGUUAUACACCUGAAAUUGGUAUUGCUAUAUGUUUCUCUUGCAAUCAAUUAGUAUAUACCAGAGAAUGGACUAAAAAUAUAGGUAAUUAUAAUCACAUAGGAAUGGCUUCUCAUUGUACAGGAAAUAUCUUUUGUGAUAUAAGUUAUGAUAAAUAUUUAAAAAUCCAGCAAAAAUCUAUUUCAGGGUAUUACUAUGAUAAUGAGUAUGCAUUACACGGAUAUAUUUUGUGGAUGUCAAAUGCUAUCAGAAGGAUCAAACGUGCUAGAGAAGCUGCAGAAGAAGCUCGCAUUCAGGAUGUACUAUCGCGUCUUCGGCACAAACUAUCUGAAAUACAAGAAAAAGUAAAAAUGCAAAAUUCAAGUAACCGGGAAAUGGAUGAAGAUUCGGUUAAUGAAGGUCCUGUACAUGAUGGAAGCAUCUCCACAAAAGAUAUUUCGCCAUCCUCAGCUUGUUUAGAAUUAUCUGUAAUUUCUCAAUCAUCCGCUUCAACUAUUGAAACUUACUCCGAUGAAGAAAAAUUAUAUAUGCUCUGUGGAUCCAAAUCUGAUACAAAAUGUCCACAAUUACAAUAUACCGAUUCUAUUAUCUCCGAAGGAGGCACAGCUAAUGGUAAUGUAGAUAGGGACAUAACUUCUACAACCCCGAAUGAAACAAAAUUUCAACCCAUCAAUGCUAACUUUACGCUUUUAUAUGAAAAUCUUUGUGAUGAUGCUAUAAUUCUUGCUGAUCGUAAAACCCAAGAAGCUAUCAUGUGUUAUUGCCUAUUUGGAAAGGCUCUUAUUAAAAGACGUAAUGAAAUAGCAUCGGAAAAACAAGUUGAUCCAGAAUCCAAUACUCCUUUACGUAAGAGAAUCGAAAAAACAAAGAAGCUUUAUAAACGUUUUGAUGCUAAAAUUUAUCGCAUUCAUUCCUUUUCUGCUGACAGAUGUUUCUUUACAGCUUCAGUUUUAUUCACAUGUAUAACUUAUAUUCCCGAACUGGAUGUGAAAGAAUUACUUGAGUCUGAAGUAUCUGAAUUGGAAGAAGCAUUCGAAUCCGUGGAAUACUUGACCCCACCUUUCUUGCUCUUAUUUUGGCGUGAAUUAGAAGAAGCGGAGUCUGUUGCUUUUACCCAAGCAUCUUCUGCAUCGGUCACAAUUUCAGAUGAAGGAGUUUAUCAGACACAUAGAUGGCCCGAGGAAUUCUGGUAUAAGACGGCAAUUAACUUUUUGGGUCCCUACUCUAGCUUUGGUUAUUUUCAUGAUAAUAACCAGUCUGUUACAAAUGAAGCAAUGGUUAAAGAUAAUAUCAAUAUUGACUCGUCUCAAGAAUUCUGUGAAAAGUUAGUGGCAUCAUUCAAUUUGCAAGAAUUACGUGAAAGUGUUGAACAAGUCUUUAACAGAGCAACGGAAUACUAUUAG